AGGGGCUGCAUGCGUGGGGCCAGUGGCGCAAUGGAUAACGCGUCUGACUACGGAUCAGAAGAUUCCAGAGACAGAAACAAGUCUCCCGGUUGGGAGCGCCCAGCCCCGGAAGCGCAUCCACCCUGGCGCGGGGCCUUCCAGCUCCCUCAAGGUCCGCUCACUUUGCGGUCGUCUGCACCCGCCCUGCGGGCUCUGCAGUCACCACGCAGGAGGACAGCUGCGGGACGCGAUAUAAAACAACAGAAAAAGGAGAGAGUGGAGAGACAUCACAGCACUACAGCUCUACUCCCUGUGAAGUGUAAGCCCUGCAGGCACUCCACUACUUGCACACAAUAACAUAUGUGCUCUACCCUCAGUCCCAGAACUACUUUCUAGGUGAAAUGUGAGGAAGAGAGAAGUACUUCCUGAAUUGGCAAAGCCACCUGCCAAGCACUGUUGCCACCAUGCCCAAAAGAAAAGCAAAAGGAGAUGCUAAAGGUGACAAAGUAAAGGUGAAGCAUGAGCCACAGAGGAGGUCAGCACGGUUGUCUGCUAAGCCUGCGCCUCCAAAACCAGAACCAAAAAAGAACCCUACAAAGAAAGGAGAGAAGCUUCCCAAAGGGAAGAAGGGGAAAACCGAUGGUGGAAAAGAUGUCAACACUCCCGCAAAAAGCCCAGAUAUCUCCACAGCCCAAUCACAGAAGACAGAAGGCACUGAAGAUGCCAAGUAAAGAGUGAUUUUAGGGAAACUCAGUAUUUCUAGGGACUCUACUGUUCAAAGGCUUUAGAGUCUUGAUUUUUUUUUUUUCCUUAAGAUAUAACUCUAGCACACAAAAUAACAUUUGGCUAUCUUUUGUGGGCAAAUGGCACUAAGAGAGUGAUAGAAAUGGGGUAAGAUAGGAUUUUUUAUCUUCUUUUUUUUUUUUUUUAGAUUAUUCUUGAUAUCUAGGAGAGAUUCUCUAGUAUUCACAGUGUUGGAUUAUAGAAUGUUAGAAUCUAAUUCUCUAACAUUCACAGCUACAUUGACUGAGAAACCUUACAGUGUGGGAAGCAAACUUUCUAUCUUUUUUUCUGAUGACUUCUGAAACAAGGAAUCAUGAUGUGGCCAGGGCUCCCCCCUGAGUAGCUGUGUCUAGUAACAAUACUCAAGAUUUCUAGUAAUAACAAAAAAAAGAUGGUGUUGUGGAACUAAGACUCCUAUUCCUAGUUUGUGAAUCACCCCACUGAGAAUGCUACAAUGUUCAGUUUGUUUCCUCCAGGUCAGAGUUGAUCUGUGAAAAGCUCUUACAUUCAUUGUGAAACAUCUCCCCCUUCUGAAAACUUUUCCUGUACAAAUCAGCAAGAAUAGACUUUGUUGACUUGAGAAAUGGGAGUUUGGAAGUUGUAAAAUGUUAGGGAAUUGUCUAAUUGGGUGUAAACAUGGAAUUUGAAAUUUAUAAACCUAGUUACAGGUUUUCUUUGUAUGUGUGUGGAGGGGGGAGGGGGGUUCCUAUCCAGAGUUUUAAAGGCACUCUUUAUUGUCCUUUUUUUGUUUGUUUUUGUUUUUUUGUUUUUUAACCAGACCACUGCUCAGUUCUGGCUUAACAUGGUACUGGGGACUGAACCUGGAACUUUUGGAGUCUCAGGCGUAAGAGUUUCUUUGUAUAACCAUUAAACUAUCCCAGUCCCUCUUUCUUGCCUUUGUAAAAGGUUUAUAGUUUUGUUUUUCACAUUUCUCUCUAGUCAUAUUGUCUUUAGUUUUUUCUGUUUGUUUUUUUUCUUUUGUGAAAACUGUGAAAGAGAAGUUCAGUAUACAUACUUUAAAAAAAAAAUGUCCUGACACCAUUUUCUGAAAAGUUCUUUUCCACACUGACCUGUAACACAGGGAGUGGAGAAGGCUGUUGUUGAUGAUUUUCUUCUGACUCAGCAGUCAGUUUGUUUCCCCUGUGGCAGCCUACCCCUAAAUUUUACAGCUUUCAAAAAUGACCUUGUUGACCCAGAAGAUGGUGUAAUAGAUAAAGUGUUGGCCUUUUUUUUUUUUAAAUGUAUUGAUCUUUAUUAAUCUUUUUUUAUUAUUUACUGGACAGAAAGCCAGAAAUCAAGAGGAAAGGGGGUGACAGAGAGGGUAAAAGGCAGCUGCAACACAGCUUCACUACUCCAAAGCUUUCCGGGGGAUAGAACCUGGGUGCUUGGGCAUUGUAACAUAUGUGCUUAACCAGGUGGACCAACACCUGGCUCUGUGUUCACCUUUCAAGCAUGUGGUACUGAGUUUGAUCCCUGGCAUUUCAUGUGCCAGAGUGCUGCUCUGAUUCUUUCUCUCCACUCUUCUAUAAAUAAAUAAAUAAAUAAAUAAAUAAAUAAAUAAAUAAAUAAUCUCUAUUUCAAGACAAAUACCACUUCCACAUCCAAUAUCAUCACAAUAUUUGUCUUCUUUGAGAGUAUCUUGGCUUGACUCUGUCAUUUGUUCUUCCAUACUGACAAGUUCUGAAUAAAAUAAAACUUGUUUAAAUCUU
Messenger RNA from Erinaceus europaeus (western European hedgehog), 2471 nucleotides. It is a transcript of the gene HMGN4, whose product is annotated as high mobility group nucleosomal binding domain 4. NCBI's taxonomy places the organism in Eukaryota, Metazoa, Chordata, Mammalia, Eulipotyphla, Erinaceidae. The record is from RefSeq and is a predicted model, not a curated record. Gene Ontology annotation, biological process: chromatin organization. Gene Ontology annotation, molecular function: nucleosomal DNA binding. The transcript is spliced from 4 exons. The coding region runs from base 444 to 710 and encodes 88 amino acids. Gene Ontology annotation, cellular component: chromatin; nucleus.